AUGAAGUGGUCUUUGUUCGCUCACAGCAUCCUUUUCGUUGCCGCCAUCCCAUCAUUGGCGCACGGACAUGGCCCUGAAUUACGACGCAGACAAUCUCCCCCGGCUCCUUCUACUCAGCCAUGGAACUACCCCUCCCAAUUCAUCCUCAGCAAGAACUUCACCAUCACACCAACGCCCACUACUCGCUACUAUGAGUGGACUAUUUCACAGCAGACUAUUGCGCCAGAUGGACUGGAGCGUCCUAUGCUGCUUGUCAAUGGAAUGUUUCCUGGUCCUUUGGUCGAGGCCAAUACUGGGGACCGAAUUGUUGUCAAGGUCACCAAUAAACUCAACAAUGGAACUGCGGUUCACUGGCACGGCAUGUUCCAGAAUGGUACCAACUGGAUGGAUGGCAGCACAGGCGUGACCCAAUGUCCAAUCCCACCAGGACAUAGUUUCACAUACAACUUCACUGUCCCUAAUCAAUGGGGAACCUACUGGUGGCACGCCCAUGCCGGGUCUCAAUAUGUCGAUGGCAUUGUCGGUCCAUUGAUUAUUCACAGCCCAAAUGAACCUCAUCUCGAUCAGUACGAUGAGGAUAUAAUCAUGAUGAUUUCUGACUACUACCACAAUCCAUCCGGACCACUCGCCGCCUGGUAUCUUACCUCCGAGAGUGAAGGCACGGAGCCUGUUCCUGACAAUGGACUGAUCAACGGUCGCAACUCAUUCAACUGCUCCGCUGGACUAAAAUAUAGAAUCCGCCUCAUCAACUCGGGCGCCUUUGCGGAUUUCCAGUUCUCGAUCGACAACCAUACUCUCACGGUCAUUGAAGCCGAUGGCGUGGACAUGCAACCGGUCGAUGUACAGAGAGUCCCUAUCCAUGUCGCUCAGCGGUACUCAGUUAUUGUACAAGCGAAUCAAGCUAUCGGAAACUAUUGGAUUCGCGCAGCCAUGAACACCAACUGCUUCAAUGUUGACAACGGUGCCCUGAAUCCCAAUACCACAGCCAUCGUCCACUACGAAGGUGCGUCUAAUUCGCAGCAGGCGGAUACACAGGACUGGGGAUCCAAGCCCUGGCCUGGACGGUGCCUGGACUUGACAUCGGAGAUGUUGAAGCCAUUUUUUGCCCGAGAUGCUCCUCCUGCGGAUGUGCAGAUCAUUCUGGAUAUGUCUUUUCAAACAAUCACCAAGAAGCACGUCAGUCUCGGAUAUGUGAACGAGACAUCGUGGGUGCCGCUAAAGAAGGCUGCAACUCUUUUCCAGGCAAACAAAGGAAAAACAACGUUUGCUUCAUCCCAGUUAGUCAUCACCUUGAACCAGACCCAGACUGUCGAACUUGUAGUCAACAACUACGAUGAAGGAUCGCAUCCCUUCCAUUUGCAUGGGCAUCAAUUUUACGUUGUUGGUUCGGGUCAAGGUAGAUACAUGCCCGGCAGGUCUCCAUUGAAUGCGACGAAUCCUCUCCGUCGCGAUACUGUGACUCUGCAAACAUAUGGAUAUACAGUCCUCCGCUUUAUCAACGACAAUCCAGGCAUGUGGGCGUUCCACUGCCACAUCGACUGGCACAUGCAGGCAGGGCUUAUGAUGCAGUUCCUGUCGCUGCCUAGCGCUGUUAAGGUAGGCCAAAGGACUUUUCGACAUCUUUUUUUGUUUGUUUGUGCUCUUGGAGGAGCACAGGCAUUAACUGUUCUAUUUUUUUCAUGUUUUAGGCAUUCAAAAUCCCUCCAGAGCUCAAGGCAAUGUGUUCGGCAAAUUGACCAAGUAAAGUGUAAACGCGUGAGUUCAAACAAGAGUUGUCUGGUCAAUCGCACAAAAUAAACCUUACCGUGCCAUCCAUGCGGCUCUCGCCAAAGAAUUAAAGCGGAGGUAUCCACGAACAGCUAUAUGCUCUGACUUUUUGACUUCAGUGCUUGCGAUACGUGCCAUUUGAAGCGAGGAGCCCUCUUAUCAAUCCGACGCGGUCUGAAAGCUCUUCAAC
This is a messenger RNA of Gamsiella multidivaricata, 1957 nucleotides long. RefSeq names its product multicopper oxidase-domain-containing protein. The transcript is spliced from 7 exons. The record is from RefSeq and is a predicted model, not a curated record. The coding region runs from base 1 to 1797 and encodes 598 amino acids. Lineage: Eukaryota; Fungi; Mortierellomycota; Mortierellomycetes; Mortierellales; Mortierellaceae. Gene Ontology annotation, molecular function: copper ion binding; oxidoreductase activity.